This is a messenger RNA of Lontra canadensis (Northern American river otter), 1641 nucleotides long. RefSeq names its product spermatogenesis-associated protein 31E1-like. Lineage: Eukaryota; Metazoa; Chordata; Mammalia; Carnivora; Mustelidae. The annotation marks the transcript as partial. The transcript has a single exon. The record is from RefSeq and is a predicted model, not a curated record.
UCAGCCACCUGCGUAUCCAAGGCCGGCUCGGGGACCAAGUUUGUGGGAAAUCCUCCUCAUCCCUAUCAAGGAGAGGUGAUGAAAGAGUCUUAUCCCACCUGGGGGGGUCCCCUCGAUGCUCCCCAGCCUACGUGUGAGGAAAUCCAGCAGGCUGUGGAAGGGAACGCACCUGGGGGUGGCCCUCCGGCUGGACAGGGGACCAGGCCAUCUUCUCGGACCUUCACAUACAGCUUUGUGGGCAGAAUCUGGCACAGUGAGACUGCCUCGAGGACUCUUAUGAACAGCACCUUGGAGUCAAGUCCAAGUCCAGCAAUGGCCACAAAGGAGCCAAGGCGGGCGUAUGGGGGUUGGGCCUCACGGGACGUGACCGUGCUAGAGCUCAGCUUAGAGCCCCAGGAUUUGAGUGCCGAAGAGCCCAGGAAGGUCGAGGAGGCCCCUGCCUGGGGAGUCACCUUAGAACCCCGUGUGCUGGCCAACAACCAAGGCCUCCGUGGCGAGCUGAGAUCAGGGUCUUCAGGGAAAAGCGACAGCCCCCUGCCACCUACAAAGUUGGUCGCCCGAGACCCCAAAGAGCUAUGCCUUGAGGCUCGGCGCAGGGGAUUGGAGUCCCGGAAGUUUAUGGGGACAGAGAACUGGCCUCGGGCUGCCAGCCCCACCGUGCUCCUUCAAGACUGUGAGACUGGGGUCCUCCUUCAAGACUGUGCCACUGAGCGUCUCCUUCAAGACUGUCAGUCCAACGUGUUCCUCACUGCCGACGUCUUGGCUUCUCAGGGAUGUCUGUCUGGCUUCCAGAGCGGGUCCAGCGAAGACACAUCUACUACCCAGGUGCCACGUGGCCCAAGAUCCCGUGGCCAGAGCCCCCACAGGCAGCCGGGACCCCCGGGACUACAGCACCAAUGGAAGAGCCUGAGCAGGUCAUGUGUCCCCCCCGAGGAGAGAGAGAGCUCCAGGAGGUCCCCCUCGAAAAAGCCUGACAAAGAGUUGUCCGAACUGAAGGUCCUCCCGAUCAGUGAGGUGACGCGCCCCGUCCGGAGCCAGGAGUCCGCAGAGGCCUCGGGAAGCAAGGCCUGUGAGAUCUCGGGGAAGGAGUCGGCGGCGCCUCCGGAAAACUACUUCAGGAGAAGGAUGAAGCACGUGCUCCAGUGGUUCCUUCCCAGUAGAGGCAAGGGACUGGAAGAUUCCCUUCAAAAGGGCAAGUCUUCGUCAUCCCAGGGCCGGGGACAAGCCACAGGCAGGUCGGCCAUGGACAGCGCUUCUGCCGAGGCUCAGGUGGUCGUGACCGCGGUGGGGCGGAUCCUAGAGGAGAAAAUGGUGCCUCACCAGGGACUCAGGGCCCCGGAGUUCAGCUGGUGCCAAAAGGAUCUCCAGGCUUCGGCAGACCCCAGUGUCUGCUACCACAGGGUCCUCUCCUACCAAGAGCAGAGGAGGGUGAUGAGGGAGACAGCCAGCCCACAGGGCACCCCCAGGGGCCGCAGCUAUGCCAACAAGACCGAGUGGAUCGCGUGGCCCUUCCCCACCCGGGUGCCGGUGGGCCCAGGCAGACCCUGCCAAUGCAGGUCCCAGGUGCCAGGCCCUUCACACCGCACCCUGCAGCCGCACUGCCCCAGGCACUGCCUCCUUCAAAGAUACAUCGCACCCGGC